AUGUUCAUGAUCAUUCGAGAGCCGGCAUCCGGGGCAGCCGCUGGAGCGAUGAGCGUGCCACCGGAGAGGAGCGCGAAGCAGGUGCAGGCUGCCAUCAAGAAGAAGGUGGAGAAGCAAAAGAAGCGAACCAACGACCAGGGCGGGGGUGGCGGGGGUGGCGGAGACGCUCAAGCUGCUGCUCGCAAUCAAAAAUCCAAAUUACCCCCGAUGACGGCAGCAGAGGCGGGUGAGGACAGCGAAGCGCUGGAGGAACAGCUGGAGGAGUUGAUGGAGGGACCGCGGAGGAGAGAGAAGGAGAAGGAGAAGGAAGAGGAGCCCGUCGACCUGCUGCCCAUAGUGGACUCGGUGUUUGGACAGCGGGUGAUACACUGGCGCUUCCAUCGUAAGGUGAGGGCAAUGAGCCAGCAGCUGGAGGGAGAUGAGGAUUUGGAUGUAGAGGAUAAACCGUUCAAGGAGUCCCUCGGUGCGCUGGUGAAGAACUGCAACAUGCUGCACAACAUCGUCGGCCCGGCCUGCAUCUUCCUUAAACAGGGCUUUGCUAGGACGCUCUUUGACUCUAAUGGUGAUGGCCAGAUCAGUUUAACGGAGUUGCGUGAGGCCAUGAAGAAGCUGAUGGGAGAACAAGUGACUAACAGAGAGAUCAACGAGAUCCUCAAAGACGCUGACCUGAACGGAGAUGGCCUGGUGGACUUUGAAGAGUUUGUGCGAAUGAUGUCCCGCUGACCAGUCCACGUGUCAGACAGACAUUAUGCAACUGCUGGCUAAGCAUCACACUACUCUGUAGUGGACAUCCUUCAUUUGCUCUCAAGAGCGUGCAUCUCAAAUUAUAUUUUUGUAUUAAAAAGUAAUGAAACAAAAAAAACUGUUGUAGCUAACAAAGACUGCACAUGUACGAAUUUAAAGGUGUAAUAUGCACAGUAGAUAAAUAUGUCAAACAUAUCAGCGGCUUCACAUUUACGAUUUUCAGUUUUUUAGAUGUAUUUUUAUAUGAGUGUUUGUUCUUCGAGUGUAAACGCUUGUUUGUAAAAUCAUAGACUUGUUUUUAAUUAAUAAAACAUAUAUAA
This is a messenger RNA of Neolamprologus brichardi, 1064 nucleotides long. The record is from RefSeq and is a predicted model, not a curated record. Lineage: Eukaryota; Metazoa; Chordata; Actinopteri; Cichliformes; Cichlidae.